Molecule: messenger RNA, 744 nt
Organism: Pyricularia pennisetigena
Lineage: Eukaryota; Fungi; Ascomycota; Sordariomycetes; Magnaporthales; Pyriculariaceae
Exons: 3
Coding region: 1-744 (247 amino acids)
Source: RefSeq, a predicted model, not a curated record
AUGGACAUCUCACCAGUUACAGUAUCCAGGCCUCCACACUCGGGACGAUGGCCUCGAACGGCAAGACUAGUGUGGCGGGCAAGGGAGGAGAUCUCUGAUGACGGCGAGGCGUUGUUGGUAUGGGACGAGGUCUGGACGAGACCAAGCCGCAAGUUCGGACGCUCCAAGGAAGGCCGGCUGCGGCAGGUAGCCGAGAUCCCGACGCUGGCGCCGCACUUCCCGCGGCUGCUCAAGGCGAACCGGAUAAACGGCGUGCUGACGCUGGCGCGGCCCGCAUACCGCCGGCGGGCGCUGCUGUCGGAGCUCGACGCCGCGACCCUCCGGCGCCUCAAGGCCGAACUCAAGGCCGUCUUCAGCGCGCUCUACGACCACGCCAUCGCCUACGUCUUCACCCCCGACGCCUUCGAGGUCGUGUCUCGCUGCCGGCCCUGGGAGCGGAGGCCGUCGUCGUCAUCGUCGUCCUCGGCAGACUCGACUUGUUCUUUGGCGUCGGGCGAGACUGACGACACGGCUGUUGAUGAUGAUGGUGCUGCUGCUGCUGCUGCUGCUGAGCCCACAGAGUGGUCGAUAUAUAUUGAUGGCUGGAACCAUGCCACCCGCCACAAGGUGCGGGAUCCCGGGUCCAAGAAGACGGCGUAUUUUUCCGACAUGGAGGCCGAGCAGCUGCAGCGGAUAGAUGAGUACUUUGCUCCUUUCGAGACUCGUGCCAAGACUAGCAUCUUCGCCUUGCUUAACCACGACUGA